AUGGGUGCAUCAGGAUUAGGUUCUGCUUUAGCAAAAUGCAUUAAUCUCUCAAAUUUGAUACUUGAACUUCGUGGCAAUGAAAUUGGUGAUGAAGGUGCAUCAGGCUUAGGUUCUGCUUUAGCAAAAUGCAUUAAUCUCUCAAAUUUGACACUUUAACUUCAUGGCAAUAAAAUUGGUGAUGAAGGUGCAUCAGGCUUAGAUUCUGGUUUAGCAAAAUGCAUUAAUCUCUCAAAUUUGACACUUGACCUUUGUGGCAAUAAAAUUGGUGCAAUGGGUGCAUCAGGCUUAGGUUCUGCUUUAUCAAAAUGUAUUAAUCUCUCAAAUUUGACACUUGACCUUAGUGGCAAUGAAAUUGGUGAUGAAGGUGCAUCAGGCUUAGGUUCUGCUUUAGCAAAAUGCAUUAAUCUCUCAAAUUUGACACUUGACUUUUGUGGCAAUGAAAUUGGUGAUGAAUGUGCAUCAGGCUUAGGUUCUGGUUUAGCAAAAUGCAUUAAUCUCUCAAAUUUGACACUUUAACUUUAGUAAAAACAGUUUAUUUGUUUUGGAUU
Messenger RNA from Tetrahymena thermophila SB210, 548 nucleotides. Its product is annotated as cyclic nucleotide-binding domain protein. Gene Ontology annotation, cellular component: perinuclear region of cytoplasm; cytosol; nucleus. The transcript has 6 exons. Lineage: Eukaryota; Ciliophora; Oligohymenophorea; Hymenostomatida; Tetrahymenidae. Gene Ontology annotation, biological process: nucleocytoplasmic transport; activation of GTPase activity. The annotation marks the transcript as partial. The record is from RefSeq and is a predicted model, not a curated record. Gene Ontology annotation, molecular function: GTPase activator activity; small GTPase binding.